Molecule: messenger RNA, 1014 nt
Organism: Metschnikowia bicuspidata var. bicuspidata NRRL YB-4993
Lineage: Eukaryota; Fungi; Ascomycota; Pichiomycetes; Serinales; Metschnikowiaceae
Product: serine/threonine-protein phosphatase
Exons: 1
Coding region: 1-1014 (337 amino acids)
Biological process (GO): mitotic cell cycle; peptidyl-serine dephosphorylation
Cellular component (GO): cytosol
Molecular function (GO): protein serine/threonine phosphatase activity
Source: RefSeq, a predicted model, not a curated record
AUGGAUUUAGACACAGACGUGCCCAUGGAGGACGCCGUCGAGGACGUGCAGCUCACAAAAGACGCGGCGCUAAGUAAAAAGCCCGACGUGAGCAUCUCGUCCAUCAACCAGUUAGACCAAUGGAUCGAGAAGUUGACCCAGUGCGAGCCGUUGUCCGAGGCAGACGUCAAGCGCUUGUGCGAAAUGGCCAUCGACGUCUUGCAAUUCGAGGAGAACGUGCAGCCGGUGCAGGUGCCCGUGACGAUCUGUGGAGACGUGCACGGGCAGUUCCACGAUUUGAUGGAGUUGUUUAAAAUCGGCGGGCCGUGCCCGGACACCAACUACUUGUUCAUGGGCGACUACGUUGACCGUGGUUACUAUUCCGUCGAGACCGUGUCGUAUUUGGUGUGCAUGAAGGUGCGCUACCCCAACCGAAUCACCAUCUUGAGAGGCAACCACGAGUCGCGCCAGAUCACACAGGUGUACGGUUUCUACGACGAGUGCUUGCGCAAAUACGGCUCGGCCGCGGUGUGGAAGUUGUUCACGGACUUGUUCGACUACUUUCCCAUCACGGCUCUUGUGGACAACAAAGUGUUCUGUUUGCACGGAGGCUUGUCGCCCAUGAUCGAGACCAUCGACCAGGUGCGUGAGUUGAACCGAAUCCAGGAGGUGCCGCACGAGGGCCCCAUGUGCGACUUGUUGUGGUCGGACCCGGACGACCGCGGCGGCUGGGGUAUCUCUCCAAGAGGAGCUGGUUUCACUUUUGGCCAGGAUAUCUCCGAGCAGUUCAACCACACCAACGAUUUGAGCCUCAUUGCCCGUGCGCACCAGUUGGUCAUGGAGGGCUUCUCGUGGUCGCACCAGGAGAGCGUGGUGACGAUCUUCAGUGCGCCCAACUACUGCUACAGAUGCGGCAACCAGGCGGCGAUCAUGGAGGUUGACGAGAACCAUCAGAGACAGUUUUUGCAGUACGACCCGUCUGUGAGACCGGGCGAGCCGACGGUGACGCGGAAGACCCCUGACUACUUCUUAUGA